This is a messenger RNA of Oncorhynchus tshawytscha (Chinook salmon), 3513 nucleotides long. RefSeq names its product contactin-5-like. NCBI's taxonomy places the organism in Eukaryota, Metazoa, Chordata, Actinopteri, Salmoniformes, Salmonidae. The coding region runs from base 1 to 2256 and encodes 751 amino acids. The transcript is spliced from 17 exons. Gene Ontology annotation, biological process: cell-cell adhesion. Gene Ontology annotation, molecular function: protein binding. The record is from RefSeq and is a predicted model, not a curated record.
AUGGGAGAAUAUGAGCCUAAAAUCGAGGUGCAUUUCCCCCAGUCUGUCCUGGCUGCCAGAGGAGUCACCGUUAGUCUGGAGUGUUUCGCCCUGGGGAAUCCCGUCCCAACCAUAACGUGGAGGAAGAUGAAUGGUAACAUCCCUAAGAAGGCUCGUCUGAGGAAGUCCCAGGCUGUUCUGGAGAUCCCUAAUGUACAGCUUGAGGACACUGGGACCUAUGAAUGUAAAGCGGAGAACCCCAGGGGAGGAACAGCCUUCAAGGGACACAUCCAGAUCUACACCUUCCCCCAGUGGAUCAGCACGAUAAACGACAGCCAGUUGGACAGUGGAGAUCAGCUGCACUGGGAGUGCAAGGCCACAGGGAUCCCUAGACCCACCUACCGCUGGCUCCGCAAUGGAAAGUUGAUCACACCACAGAUCAGGGUGGAGAUGGUGAAUGGAGAGCUCAUUAUCCAGAAGGUCCAACAGGCUGACUCUGGGAUGUUCCAGUGUGUCGCUGAGAACAAAUACGGAGCCAUCUACUGCAGCGCAGAACUCAAGAUCUUAGCAUCGCCCCCUGUCUUCAGCCUUAACCCUGUCCGUCUGAUCGCCACGUUGGGGAAGGACGUGUUGUUGGAGUGUAAACCCCGAGCAUCUCCCAAGCCUAGAGUAACAUGGAGGAGAGGAGACAGACGCAUUCAUCCCAGCAGAAGGAUAAUGUUAUUACGAAAUAACACUCUGAGGAUCAUCAACUCCAGUCGCUCUGACGAGGGGGACUAUGUAUGUCGAGCUGAGAAUCAGUUUGGUUCGGCUGAGAUGACGGCCAUGCUCCGGGUAAAAGAGGCCAUGCAUGUGGAAUUGAGCCCCUGCAAAGUGGAGGUGACGGUGGGGGAGAGCGUGGUGCUCAGCUGUAAGGUGUCACAUGACCCGUCUCUGGAAGUGGCCUUCCAGUGGCUCCUCAACCAGCAGCCCCUCAACUUCCAACAGGAGGGUGGACAUUUUGAAUACAUCCAAAGACAGUCCUCCACGGUGGACCUGAUGAUCAGAAGCAUCUUACUGCAGCAUGCUGGGAAAUACAGCUGCCGGGCUCAGACCAGCGCCGACACUUUGUUUGCUGAGGCUGAAGUCCUUGUCAGAGGCCCCCCAGGACCCCCUGGUGUGGUGAUAGUAGAGGAGAUCACAGACGCUACAGCCACCCUGUCGUGGAGUGGAGGGGUGGACAACCACAGCCCCAUCAGCAGCUACAAUCUCCAGGCCCGGAGCCCUUUUUCCCUGGGCUGGCAGACCCUCAGGACAGACCCAGAGCCAGUGACAGGGGACAUGGAGUCAGCCAUGGCUGUGGACCUGAACCCCUGGGUGGACUAUGAAUUCAGGGUGGUGGCCAGCAACGCUAUCGGGACAGGAGACCCCAGUGCCCCAUCCAGAGGGGUCCGGACUAAAGAAGCAGUCCCCUCGGUGGCCCCAGCUAACGUCAGUGGAGGGAACGGCCGCAGGCAUGAACUGGUCACCUCCUGGGAGCCUGUGUCUGAGGAGUUCCAGAAUGGCGAGGGCUUUGGCUACAUCGUGGCGUUCCGAGCCAAUGGUACGCGAGGCUGGAAGGAGAAGAUGGUGACAUCAGCAGAUUCCACUACAUACAAGUACAGAGACGAGACCUUCCCUCCCCUCACACCCUUCGAAGUGAAAGUGGGCGUGUACAACAACAAGGGAGACGGACCCUUCAGUGGUGUGGUCACUGUGUACUCUGCAGAGGGAGAGCCCAGGGACGCCCCAUCUGAGGUGAAAGCUUCCAGCAUUUCCUCUAAGGAAAUUAAGGUCACUUGGAGACAGAUCAACCCUGGUCCUGGGAGACCACAGGGAUACGAGGUGAGCUACAGGAAGGACAGUGAGCAGGAGGAGUCAGGGAAGAAGAAGAAGACAGCAGGUAACGAGACAUCUAUGGUGCUGACAGGGUUGGAGGGGAACAGUGUGUACGUCAUCACAGUCAGAGGCUUCAACAGUAUCGGCCAGGGCCCUGCAUCAACCGCUAACACCGCCAAGACCAAGAAAGAUCCUCCAGUCCAGCCUCCAGCCAACCUCAUGUGGAUUCAGGAAGGAACUAACGUGUCUCUAAACUGGGAGCCGGUCAAGUCUAAAGACAACGAGUCAGAUGUCAUAGGAUACAAGGUGUUAUUGAGCCAGGAGGGGCGUGUCCACCAUCAGGUAAUGAGGACCAUCACCCCUCGGCUGUCCUCUCUCUCCCCUGAGGGGGCACAUACAUCAUUGAGGUGCGGGCAGUGAGUGAGGGGGAGAGGGAGCAACCAGCUCCCAGGUCAGAGUACUCACCUCUUCAGGUGUCCGAGCGAAGAGUGGCCAGUGUUCGGUUCACAGCCUGCUACCGUGGGGCCUGCCAUGGACUACUGCUCUGCUCCUCUCCUUUCCUCUGGUGCCUUCAGCUUCCUGGUGAGGCCUACAAAGAGAGACCUCCUCCCUCGCUCCUCCAUCCCGCCAUCCUCCUAUACAUGGAGGGACCUCUUUCAUCCCUCCCUUCCUCAGACGGUCUGUUUUCUCUGACCUUAUCCAUAAGCCAACCAGGCCUGGGGCCUGCCGAGGACAUCCAUUUUUGACACCAACAAACCAAUGGAUGGUCAAAAAAUAACAUUAAUUUAUUUUAUUUAAGUAUACAUUUUUCAGGAGCUGAACUAAACAUUAUUUGUGAGAACAUGUUUUUUUUGCACUUUUUUCCCAACAUCACUUGUGUUGUACUGUAACUGUACAUUGUUGUGGAAAUGCUUUUUGUUUAAUAAUUUAUGUGCGCCCCACAGGGCACCCUAUUCCCUGUAUAGUGCCCUAUGGGCCUGGUCAAAAGUAGUGCACUAUGUAGGGAAUAGGGUGCCAUUUGGGAAGCAUAUUACUUUAACUUUAUGGGCCGUUGUUUUCUUACCUGUCGACUGGCCUCUAACUGCUUCCAGGCGGUCAAAGCCAUGAGGCUCUAUAGAGUGUGAACAAUUCCCUGAAAGCUGCUGCUGAGGCAGUUUGGCUGUCUGGCUGUCUCUGUCCGACUGUCUGGCUGUCUGUAAGGCUGUAAUACUGGGAUCAGCCUGAUUCAGCCUCUCUUCUCAUUAGUUAUCUGUAUCCAUGUAGUCCUUGGAUGCCUUACAAGCAGCAGCUCAGUAGAGAUCAGUGUUUCCUUAUUCAUACAGAGUGAAGUGAAAGAAUAAACAUGUUUUAUAGUACCCAAGAAAUGUUACUACUUCCAGACUAGCUUUUUGUACAUUGUGUUACCUUUAGAAACAAAACAAAAAAGUGAGUGGUGUGUGUUUCAGCUAGGUCACGGUUUCUGUUUUUCUGAUAGCAAAGAGCAAUGCUUUUCAACACAUGUGUUGGACUGAUGGAUGUAUCAGAGGUAAGGUGAGGCAGGUAUACCUGUCCUCACCUGUAGUGCAGGUAUACCUGUCCUCACCUGUAGUGCCCAAACACACCUUUAGACAAAGACUUGAUAAGUCUGUGGAGACUCAUUGGUGUCAGUACAAAUAAAUGUGAUGUAUAUUUUUUAAA